AUGUCGACUCCGGUUUGCUCUGGCUCCGCUGGGCGGCAGCUGAUCACUGCAGCAUACCUCCUCGAGCCAGAUCCAUCUCCGGGGCAGAUGGCAUUCUGCACGGUUGGUGACGGUCACUUCAAAAGCUGGACCGUCGAUUUCCCAAAGCAGACGGGCGCUGCCCCGGUCGUCACACAGAAAAAGGGUACCUACGGCAAGUGUGUGGCUGCAAGGAAUCCCACUGACUGGGCAUGGCGAGGAGAAGACGGCUCGGCUUGGAUGGUUGGAGACAGUGGCCACAUCUACUUAGCCAUGAGACACAGCGCUAUGGCUUCAAGACAGCUUGCUCCACCGGCUCAGCCGCAGCAAGGUGCUGCCACUUUGGGUUGCGUGGCCAAACUUCCAGAUGGGCGCUGGAUAGCCGGAGGUCUUGAUGGAACAAUCUUCAUUGGUUCUCAGGGCCUUGAGCUCGAGGAAGCGAUCCGCUUCCCUCAGCUACGAGGACCCGAUGUUCAGGCCUUUUGCAGCACGUCUUCGGCUCGCCUCAACUCUGUUUCGGUGCGAGGGUGCCUGGCUGUUUUCGGAACGGCGAAUCACGCUCUUGUGCUCGUGGACUACACGCGACGUCAGUUGGUGCGGGUGCUACAGGUGGCCCAUGCCGUGGAGGCCUGGGCUCUGGACUUCCACCCAGAACUGGCCAUCCUGGCCACGGGCUCGGCGCGAGGGGAUGUCCGCUUCUGGAACGUCGCCGAUCGGAAGCCUGCAGUGGGCAAGGUGUUGAAGACGGAAUGGGCCGUGUGGUCACUGGCAUUCUUGCCAACGGACGGCUCUCUUAUGGCCCUUGGGCAUGACAAAGGCAUGGUCGAGGUGCUGCGGUUUCCCUCCCUUCAGCCUGCCUUCCGCGAGAGGCUGUCACAUGCAGGUGAGCGCAUCAGCGCCCUGCGCUUCAGCAACUGCGGCGUGUGGCUCGCCGCAGGGUGCUGGGACCAGGAGGUCUACUUGUUGAAGCUGACCGCUGUGGGUGAUGGCAAUGCCGAGGUCCUUCUGCACCGAGUCCUGUCUGGCAACAGCUCAAGCAUCACCACGGUGAUGUUUUCUGCAGAUUCGCAAUAUGUCAUGUCCAGUUCCAAAGAUGCCCAGACCCUCUUCUGGAGCACGAAGGACGGAGCAUCGCAAAGACACUCAUCCAUCUUCCGAGACACCAGGUGGCAGAAGCCAUGGACAUCGGUACUGGGAUGGCACGUCAUUGGCAUCUGGGGCGACCCGAGCUACGACGGGACUGACAUCAACUCGGCCUGUCAAUCCAACGAGCCUUUGGAUGACUUGCUGGCCUUUGGUGAUGACAACGGAUGCGUGAAGCUGAUCCGGUUCCCGAGCCCCUUCACGGACCCUGGGGUGAAGGUCUACAGCGGGCAUGCCAGCCAUGUUACGGCAGUGAAGUUCUCACAGUCCAAUGUGCUCGUAUCGCUGGGUGGAGAUGACCACUCCAUCUGCCAGUGGUCCCUAGUGAAGCCGCGCGGUGUUCCGCAAGAGCAGCCGUCUCUGCAUCCGUGGACGCAGCUGGCGGGGGCUGAUGAGCCUCAGGACCGUUUCGCCUUCCUUGGGCGAGAGCGGGCAGGGUCUCAAAGCGGGCGCGAAAGGCGCGAAACCCAGGAAUCCAAAGAUCUCGCGCGCUUCGCGAGCCCAGCGCCUGGCUCUCCGCAGAGGCCUGUUGCGACGCCGCAAGUGGCUGAUGCAACGAUGCGUCAACCUACAGGCUACUAUCGCAAUCAGAGUCGCGGGGUUGGCGCGGCCCUUCAAUGGUCAUAA
Molecule: messenger RNA, 1788 nt
Organism: Symbiodinium natans
Lineage: Eukaryota; Dinophyceae; Suessiales; Symbiodiniaceae
Source: the annotation of a GenBank genome assembly